AUGAAUGCUCCACUUCCAGAGAAAAUGAUUCAGAAAUUUGUACAAUCCAUAUUUAUAAAUCAAUUAGAAUCAAUAGAUGGAUGUAUUGUUGAAACAUGAAGAACUCUUGGCGAAGUAGAGAAAAAUAAAUGAAUAGAAAUUGAAUGACCUUUUCGAUCGCAAUCUUUAAAUAGAAACAAAAGAUCGAAAAUUGUAAGAACAAGUACACUUACUGCUGUUAAUCAGAUCCUCACCUAACGAUAUUAGAAUGAGUAGCUCAAGAUCUAGUAAGAGAAACAAAAACAACUUCAUGAUGUAGAGAAAUAGAAAAGGGAUAAGAAGACAGCAUAAAAUGAAUUAUGGUCAACUGAGUAGAAACAACACGAGAAGGAGAUCCAACGUAGAAUAUUUGAAAUCUAGAAUAAACUUAAAUACGAGGAGUUUAAAAAAAAAACCGAUGAUUUGAUUAGUUAACUAGAUUACAAUUUAAGGAAAGUCAACAUUCGCUAUCUUGAAAAAUAAGAAUAAAAAGAGAGAUAAGUGAAUGAAUAUAUGAGUUUAAAACAGUAGACUUUAAAUUCAUCAAUGCAAAUCAAUGAAUCUCAUAAUCAAAAUGUCUAUUCCAACUAUUAAUUGUAGAUGAAAAGAAUCCAAGAAGUAAAUUAAGAUAUGUAUUUAGAUUUGUUAACAAAAGCUGAAGAAUUAUGAAAACAAGAUUAAUAAAAUUUAUAAAUAAAAAUAUGAAAAGAUGGAUUAACUUAGUUAAAAGGUUCAAUAAUCCUAGGAACAUUAGGAAUUGAUCAAAGAGAGAUCUAAUUAGAUAUUUUAGAACAAAAUAAAAAAGUUAAAAGAUAAGAUGGAAUAUUUUUAGGAUAAGAUAAACUUUAUUGAGAAGAAGAGAUUAUCAGACUUACAAAAUAAUUAUAAUAAAGAACUUGAACAUCAUCAGUAAAUGAAUUAAGCGAGGGCCAAGUCUGAGAAUAUAUUUAGAAAUAAGUCUCUUAAUCUUUUGAAUAAGCAAUUGUUGAAAGAGUAAGCAUCUAAAUUGGUUCAACACCAGAAUCAAUUAGAACUUGAAUAGAAACUCUUGAGAUUGAAUCAGAAAUAGCUUACACAACAAUCUUAAGUGAUGAAGGCAGAUUAAUUUAAAUAAUCCUAUCUUUAAUAAUUGGAAUAAAGAAUUUCUUAAAGGGAUAUGAGAUUGCAAGAUUAAAUGUAUAAUAUGAAAUUAAAUUGGUUAGAUAAAAUAAGUUAGAAAUCUAAAGGAGAAGAUUGAAAGUUAUUGAGGACAUGGAGAGAUAAAAAAGAGACAUGUUAUUAAAAUUGGAAUCAGAAAGAUUGCCAACAACAAACACUAAUGAUUUGAAGUAUUUUCAUAGCACUCCUAGAUUACAAUCUAAAAUAUUUAUAACCUGA
Molecule: messenger RNA, 1395 nt
Organism: Paramecium octaurelia
Lineage: Eukaryota; Ciliophora; Oligohymenophorea; Peniculida; Parameciidae
Source: the annotation of a GenBank genome assembly